GCGCCCCCUGGAGGCCGGGCUCUCUGACCGGGCUGCUGGGGGAUUUCCUGGGCGGAAGCUGCGGAGGGGGUUUCCAGUGUGAUCAGCCCCAGUUCUCCCCCGCUGAAUGUCUGAACUGGAUCCCAGUGACUUCUUUCGCACUUACACGGGCACGGGAUCAAAAGAACGCGGAGAACCCUACACCGAUUCCAGACCAUGAGGAGUCCAUCUGAGAAUCGGAGGCUCGGAGGCAGCGGCAGGUUCACUGUUUGAAUCUCAAAGAGAAUCCGCCGAGCCUUGGAGCUGCUGAGCCAAGCUGUGGCCUCCGGAGGAGAUUCAUGUCAUGUCAGCAGGCAGGAGUGCUGACGGGAGGGAGGUUCAAAUUCCCCUCCAGCAGGUGGCGCCCUCCCUGGCCACGCCCCUUACAGUUGCCCCUCCCAUUGCUUCAUCCUCUCAUCGUCCGUCCAGUUCCUGGCCUCUGAAUGACCCCACUACUUCACAAGGUUUUCCUGCAGGUUUUCUGCCCCUUCAUGGUGGAUUCAGAGAUCACUUCGUAGAUACUCCAGAGAGCAAAUACCAGUGCGAGGACUGUAAUCUGGUUUUGUGUCAGCCUCGGCAGACCGAGUGUGGACACCGAUUCUGCCAGAGCUGCAUCAGCAGCAUCCUCAGUCGUCCAAACCCAGUGUGUCCGGCCGACAGAGAACCUCUGUUUAAAGACAAGAUCUUCAGAGACGUUUGCUGCCAUCGGGAGAUCAUGGGUCUGAAAGUUUACUGUCGCAGUGAAGCCAAUGGCUGUGAGGAGCAGAUGAGUCUGCAGCAGAUACCUGACCACCUGAACGUGUGUCCGUUCUUUGAGGUUCCCUGUCCUUUGGGCAAAUGUAAAGAGCGAAUGAUGAGGAAGGAAAUUCCUGACCACCUGAGCUGGAAAUGUAAACACAGAGAGACCACCUGCGAGUUCUGCAUGACCAAGAUGCCUCUGACUGAGCUGCAGAAACACAAGGAGACGGUGUGUCCAGCAUUCCCAGUGUCAUGUCCCAACCACUGCUCCUUCUCCUCUCUGCCCCGGAGUGAGUUGUCCAGUCACCAACACGACUGUCCCAAAGCUCAGGUGAGCUGUCAGUUUCACCGCUAUGGAUGCACCUUCAAGGGUUUGAACCAGGACAUGAGGCAACACGAGUCCACGUUUGCAGCUGAACACCUGAGAAUAAUGGCCAGUAGGAACUCCUCUUUGGAGAAAAAGGUCGAGGAUGUUAAGAGUGAGAUGCUGGAGAGAUAUAAAGUGCUCCCGGCUCUGAGCAACCGUCUGUCCGAACUGGAAAAUCAAAACGAAGAGCUGAAAGAGAAGAACCGGCAGAUGGAGCAGAAACUGGCCACCAUGCAGAAACUGAUGAGCUCUCACUCAGAGAAACUGAUGGAGGUGGAGCUGGAGGUCCGUGCUCUUCGUCAGUUCAGAGACGAGGUGGAGAACCUAAGGGGAACACUGGAGAACGUACGGACAAGGCUGAAUGCUUUGGAACAAGGGGGGCGCAGCGGAACUGGGUCCGCCACACACACUCUAGCAUCCCUGGAAACACAGCUCAGUCGCCAUGAUGACAUGCUGAGUGUCCACGAGAUUCGACUGGCAGACAUGGACCUGCGCUUCCAGGUGUUGGAGACCGCAAGUUACAAUGGGACUCUGAUCUGGAAAAUCCGGGAUUACAAGAGACGGAAACAGGAAGCGGUGGCAGCUAAAACGCUGUCUCUGUAUUCACAGCCAUUUUACACCGGAUACUUUGGAUACAAGAUGUGCGCCCGGGUUUACCUGAAUGGAGACGGGAUGGGCAAAGGGACACACCUGUCGCUGUUCUUUGUGGUGAUGAGGGGCGAGUACGAUGCUUUGCUGCCAUGGCCUUUCAAACAGAAGGUGACUCUGAUGCUGAUGGACCAGGGUCCAUCCAGGAAACACCUGGGUGAUGCUUUUAAACCAGAUCCUAACAGCAGCAGCUUCAGACGUCCUCAAGCAGAGAUGAACAUCGCCUCUGGCUGUCCUCUGUUUGUGUCCCAGAGUGUCCUGGAGACAGGCAGCUACAUCAAAGAUGACACCAUUUUUAUCAAGGUUACCGUAGAUACCUCUGACCUCCCUGACCCAUGACAUUGCGACUGGUCGGACCUUGCUGGUUUGAGAACUGUUCACCUGUCCAAGCCCCGAGGAAUAAAGCCCAAUGGCAAGGAAAAGUCUGACUUCACCAAAGGAGAUUAGUCAGAGAAGAACUGGGAGGAUGGAUCCUCUUGCGAUUGGCUGAUGGACUAGAUUGAGUGCGUGUGUGCGUGCGUGCGUGGGUGUGUGUGUGUGUGUGUGUGUGUGUGGAUCAGUCAGUGGUACUGUGAUAUCACUGUGAUGAUGUAAUCAAAGCAAACAUGGCAACCUCAGCCAGGAUGGUAUUGCUGCUUGUUAUUGAUGCCAUGCAUCGAGCUUUAAUUUUACUUACUGUUUAUCUGUUUACCAAGGCAUGCUGGGAAACCCACCUCAGCCACAGAGGGCCUCUGAAAACUCGAUCAAACUGAGACAGAUCCAAUAGACCUGCAGUGCCCAGUGUAAACCAGUAAAAGCACUGCUGGGGAGAGAUGAUUGGUUUCUUUCAUUUCAUAUCCCAGAAAGCCGGGGUUGGCUACUGACUGAAACAACUAAUUAACCCAAACUCGGCCUGUAACAGUCAAAUUAAAGUUGAAUUCAGAAAAUUGAAUUUGAUUUUUGCACAGAAUGCUGAGGUUUGAUGCUGCUAGCCUGCAGGUUUCACAAUCCCAAACCAGGACAAACCAGAGCGAUACUAAACUGGGUCAGGUUUACUGUGGUCCAAACUCUCAAUCUGAGUUUCAAUGAGAACAAUUUAGUUUUAGAAUUUAUGACAAACUGGGAGUCCAGUGGAGAAUUGGAGUUCCUCUGUGGUCUGUGAAUUUCUAAGCAUCAAGACUUCAUCAUUUGCACAGUUUGAAUUUUUGUUCAUGUGUGACAAUAAAAUCAAGGGAAAAACACA
Messenger RNA from Betta splendens (Siamese fighting fish), 2993 nucleotides. RefSeq names its product TNF receptor-associated factor 3 (gene traf3). The record is from RefSeq and is a predicted model, not a curated record. Gene Ontology annotation, molecular function: zinc ion binding; tumor necrosis factor receptor binding. The transcript has 14 exons. Bases 323 to 2110 code for a protein of 595 amino acids. Gene Ontology annotation, biological process: protein K63-linked ubiquitination; positive regulation of JNK cascade; Toll signaling pathway. Gene Ontology annotation, cellular component: plasma membrane signaling receptor complex. Lineage: Eukaryota; Metazoa; Chordata; Actinopteri; Anabantiformes; Osphronemidae.